CAAUGGGCCUGCAGAAUGGAGUAUGACAUUGACUUCAACAAACAUUUUGCCUGGCUUAGGAAGGUCAGUGUGCUGACAGACCAGGUGGAGGCUCAGGGGGCCAAGAUCAACGAUCUAGAGAGUUCUCUGGUUGAGCAUCAGCACAAACUCGACUCCACGGAGGAGAUGCUACAGCAGGAGCUCCUGCAUAGGACGUCACUGGAGAGCCAGAAGCUGAGUCUUAUGGGGGAGGUGUCCUACCUGAAAUUAAAGCUCACAGACAUGGAGGGAAAACACAGCCAUGGGGCUGAAAGGCAGCACAAAGCAGAGGGCUUACUUAAGGAGCUCAGGAUCCUCAAGGACAAAGUGGAGCACCUGGAGGAUCAGAAGCUACAGUAUGAGAAGAAACUCAAAGUAACAAAGGCAGAGAUCAGCAGCCUUCAGCAGCUUCUGCUCAGUAAGAACGCUGAGAUCGAGAGCUUGCACACUCAGCUGCUGGCCAGACCUUCUCUAUCCCCCGAGAGCUCAGAGAGAGAGAUGUACAGGAAGAGGCUAAACACCAAAUAUCAGGAACUGCAGAAGCUUAGGAGUGGAAUGAAAUCACUGGUAGCUGCCAAUGAUGAAAAGGACCGACGUAUUGAAGAGCUCACUCUACUCCUGAAUCAGUGCAGGCAAUUCAGAGAAGUCACUCACACCACAAGGCAAGCUCCACCUGCUGUUCGCUCGCUGUCAAAUGGCAGGACUCCGUCAAGCAGCAGUGAGGAAGAAGAGCAUGGACUGAUUAAGAGCACUGACUCUGCCAGUGCAAAAUCUGAGGACGUCAAGUCUGAAGUAUCACAGGUUUCCACAAACAGCUCUUCCUCCCAACAAACAUCCAUUUCAUCAGUCCAGAAGGACAGUGAUUCCAGAACAGAACAGCAGGUGUUAUCAAGUAGCAUGAAUGACCUAACAAAUGGACCUUUACAAAAGAGUGGUCCGGGUGACAGAAGUCAGACGCUGCCUGUGAAUUCCUCUCUGUCAGAGCAGAAUGGGAUCGGAGACAGUGGUAGUGAAAUCCAGAGUCAAAGGUCUCCAGAAGGGAACGAAGAAGGAGACUCCAAUCAAAGAAAGUUGGAGAAAGUUGGUGACAGCACAUCAAGCGAUAAUUCCCCUGUUCAUUCUGGAGCUAACACACAGCCUGGCCAGCGAGUUGUGGGCUCACCAGAGUACAUGAAGAAUAACAGGAGCUUCAAGAGACUCUGGGGAAAACUUCGAAGAACCCAGUCUGGAGGGCUUCAGGGAGCGGAUCCAGAUACCGGUCAGUUUAGAAGAGGGGGACUUCGUGCGACAGCAGGACCCAGACUGACUCGGACCCCUGAAUCUUAUGACUCUACACGUGAUAUGAAUAUUCCAUUCAGCCAGUGGACCAAGGAGCAGGUGUGUGGCUGGCUAGAGGACUAUGGACUGGGCCAGUAUGUCAAUCUCACCAGACAGUGGGUUGAAAAUGGACAAACUCUACUGUCUGCCACACCUCAGGACUUUGAGAAGGAGAUGGGCAUGAAGAAUCCACUGCACAGGAAGAAGCUGCAGCUCGCCCUGAGCGCAUUCACCACUAAAGUUAUAGAGAAAUCGUCAGAGCUGGACUACAUCUGGGUCACUCGCUGGUUGGAUGAUAUUGGUUUGCCUCAGUAUAAAGACCAAUUCCAUGAAGCUCGAGUAGAUGGUCGAAUGAUACAAUACCUCACAGUGAAUGACCUCUUGACUCUAAAGGUCACCAGUCAGCUUCAUCAUCUCAGUAUUAAAUGUGCCAUCCAUGUCCUUCAUGCCAACAAGUUCAACCCCAACUGUCUUCGACGUAGGCCAGGGGAAGAGAGACAGCCCUCUCCUUCAGAGGUGGUGCAGUGGUCUAACCACCGUGUGAUGGAGUGGCUUAGAGCAGUGGAUCUAGCUGAGUACGCUCCUAAUCUACGUGGCAGCGGCGUUCAUGGUGGGCUGAUUAUCUUGGAGCCUCGCUUCAGCUCAGAGACAUUGGCCCUGCUGCUAAAUAUUCCUCCACAGAAGACUUUGCUCCGUCGCCACCUCGCCACUGCCUUCUCUGCCCUGGUGGGGACUCAGGCCACACAAGAGAAGCGAGAGUAUGGCAAUGCCACAGGCCAUGUGCCCCUCACCACCACUGCUAAAGUAAAGCCAAAGAAGCUGGGAUUCACCCAAUUCAGUCACCUCAGAAAGAGGAAACCUGAUGAGGACUAUAUCUGCCCAAUUGACAGCGGAGCACUGACAGUGAAUGGGGUUUCUCGCAUGCCCUCUACAGCACUUAGGGGCCUCAGCCCCAGCUUGGACAGACAGACUGAGAGGCGGGAGCAGGUGGGGAUAAAAGCUCAGGCUAAUGGCCCAAAAUAAUAAUUUAAAAAAUACAGUAGGAAGCUUCACCCUCUCCACCACACUCACCUCUCACCCAUUAAGUGACCUUGUGAUUCAGUGAAAGAUUCUAAUGCAGAAAUGUACCCAAGAUGAAUCAAUGUGGUGAUUUGCUGGAUGGGCUGCAAAGAUUCUGUAUUUCACAGGUGAUCUUAAUUGUUGUUGGGUAUUCUUAACCAAAUGUUGCUUAAACAAUAUUCAUCUAAAAUGGUAAUAAAUGGUGACACUGUUUGAAUUGUUUUAUGAAAGCUGCUCUCUGCAUUCCUUAUACAGUUGGAUUCCAAAGCUUACACUUUUGGUUUAAGACAAUGCAUUUUACUGACCAUUUUGUAUCUAAAUGUCUGUAGAAUUAGUUAGGAUACUGAUGACCUUGUCUUCUUAUAUCUAGACUGACUGUACAGGAUAAUAAUUGUCACCAGUUACUUUAAAGGCAUAUUUCGGGUUUUCUGAAGUGUGACUGUAUGAGGUACUUCAUAGUUAGUUAGUGUAUUACUGGCACUGUCAGCUGCAAAAUGUAUUUUAGCCACCUAAAAGAAGGCCUACCAAAAAACAUAAAUUUCACUUCAAGUGUACUCUAGAUUUAGAAUGUUUUCACGCUACCCUGACUAUGGUUAAGUACCUCAUCCAGCUCACUUCAAAAAUUCUAACCUAUCGUUUUAUGAAUGUUUCUCAUUCAUUUUCUGUAUGACUGACAAGAAAAUCAAAAAUUUUAUCAUUUUGAUUCUUGACAGUACACUUACUCUUCUGCACCUGUAAAUGAGGCUUGUUGGUACACCUUAGG
This is a messenger RNA of Micropterus dolomieu (smallmouth bass), 3157 nucleotides long. It is a transcript of the gene ppfibp2a, whose product is annotated as PPFIA binding protein 2a. Gene Ontology annotation, cellular component: presynaptic active zone. Gene Ontology annotation, molecular function: protein binding. The coding region runs from base 16 to 2358 and encodes 780 amino acids. The transcript is spliced from 21 exons. NCBI's taxonomy places the organism in Eukaryota, Metazoa, Chordata, Actinopteri, Centrarchiformes, Centrarchidae. The record is from RefSeq and is a predicted model, not a curated record. Gene Ontology annotation, biological process: neuromuscular junction development.